GUUGUAUUUGCAUUGCUACUUUGUUGGUCGCCAGCACCAAGUGUUCUAUAUCACAUAUAUACAAAUUAGUAAACAGCAGAAAAACUCAGGAAAUAUACUCAUUAUCCUGCCAGCACAUAAUAAACCAAUUAAAAUGGGUGAUAGCAAAAUCUGUGACAUCAGCGAUGACGUACGUGACGCAUUAAAGAAGUUUCGCUUCCGUAAAAGUACGACAAACUCCGCACUGAUAUUAAAAGUCGAUCGCGAGAAGCAACUUGUUAUUUUGGAUGAACUCUUGGAGGAUAUAUCCGUUGAUGAAUUGCAAGAAACACUGCCAGGCCAUCAGCCGCGUUAUAUCAUAUAUACAUAUAAAAUGUUACAUGAUGACCAAAGAAUUUCAUAUCCAAUGUGUUUCAUAUUUUACACACCGCGUGAUAGCCAGAUCGAGCUACAAAUGAUGUAUGCCUGCACCAAAAGUGCACUCCAACGUGAGGUGGACUUAACGCGUGUCUAUGAAAUACGCGAAUUAGAUGAACUCACUGAAGAAUGGCUCAGGGAAAAACUCAAGUAGAGUGUAGGCAACGGUGUUUAUAAACAUAAAAACAUAAAAAAAUGAUAAGCAAUAUUGUGUAUAUGUGCGUUGGUGUACAUAAUGUGCAUGGACUUACCCAAAAAUACCAACGAUUUUACACCAAAUAUAUACAUACAUACAUACAUAUGUCUAAAGUUACAAAGGAUAUGCAACAAACAGCAUACUGAUAACACGCCCAGCAGUAAAUGCAGUAAAUACUUUUAAGUACAGGUAUUUUUUUUUUCAAUAUUCCUAACAUAGAAAUACCAAAAACGCCAAAUACUUAAAAAUAUUCCAAACUAAAUGUAAAGUAUAAAUUAAAUAUUGCAUUCCAAAAGUUUUUU
This is a messenger RNA of Zeugodacus cucurbitae (melon fly), 894 nucleotides long. RefSeq names its product glia maturation factor beta (gene GMF). Gene Ontology annotation, biological process: actin filament debranching; negative regulation of Arp2/3 complex-mediated actin nucleation. Gene Ontology annotation, cellular component: actin cortical patch. The record is from RefSeq and is a predicted model, not a curated record. Gene Ontology annotation, molecular function: Arp2/3 complex binding; actin binding. The transcript is spliced from 4 exons. Bases 134 to 550 code for a protein of 138 amino acids. Lineage: Eukaryota; Metazoa; Arthropoda; Insecta; Diptera; Tephritidae.